Messenger RNA from Heterocephalus glaber (naked mole-rat), 1168 nucleotides. The record is from RefSeq and is a predicted model, not a curated record. NCBI's taxonomy places the organism in Eukaryota, Metazoa, Chordata, Mammalia, Rodentia, Bathyergidae.
AUGGGGAACAUGUGGAGGAAGGGCCAGGACACCUUUCCUGCCACCACCUCGCAGGUGCUGGACUUCGAUGAGAAGACGAUGCAGAAAGCGCGGAGGAGACAGUGGGACGAGCCGCGGGUCUGCGCGCGGCGGUACCUGAAGGUGGACUUCGCAGACAUUGGGUGGAAUGAAUGGGUAAUCUCCCCCAAGUUCUUUGACGCCUACUACUGUGCAGGAGCCUGUGAAUUCCCAAUGCCCAAGAUUGUCCGCCCAUCCAACCACGCCACCAUCCAGAGCAUCGUCAGGGCUGUGGGCAUCAUCCCAGGCAUCCCAGAGCCCUGCUGUGUUCCAGACAAGAUGAAUUCGCUCGGGGUCCUCUUCCUAGAUGAGAACCGGAACGUGGUUCUGAAGGUAUACCCCAACAUGUCUGUGGAGACGUGUGCCUGCCGGUAAGCCCUCACCAGGGAAAGUAGUCUCAUGCCCCCUUGCCUAGCAGUGCCUUCAGGAGCUGGACCUGGACUGGCAGAGCAGCUGCAGGUGCAGGGCGGAGCUUGCAGGCAACCCUGCUGGGCCCAGAAAGAUCUUGGGUCUUCACUGCUGGUGACUGAGCCCCCUGAAUGCUUCCUGAGUCCCCACCUGGAAGGAGUCUGGAAGUAGUCCUGGCCUAAAGGUCACUCAUUGACCCACUGUCCUCAAGACCUGGCGACAGAGCGUGUCGGGGCAUUGGUCUGCGCUCAUCAUCUCAACACCUGGGAGGACUGUGCACAUCUGGGGGUGCUCACUCCCCCGUGUAGAAAGAACAGCUCUUUGGAUGCUCAGUUUAAAACUCUUUGGGCUACAAACUGGAAAAAGGGCCCAGUCAUGGCAAGUUUGGGUGUUUUCUUCUCCACUCCAACGCAGACACUUUUCUACAUACAGUAUGCACAUAUAACAGUUGUGACUUUCUUUCUUUUAAUAUUUUAAAGCAAAAAGGCAGGAGUUGACAUCAUUCCCCGAAGAGAUAAUCAGGCCGGUUAGGUUGGCUUGUUGAAAUGCAUAUGGAAGUAACAUAUACACUAAUAUGUUGGAAUACUAAAAAAUAACCAAGAUUUUUAUAUUUUUGUAAAUUAUACUUUGUAUACUGUAGAUUAUGUAUGUUCUGUUUUUAUGGAAGGCUAAUAAACUAAAGGGACAGUGGUAUCUUGACAAA